CAUCCUAAUAAAGAGGCCAACUUUCUUCGCCGAAGCAAAACCCUAGCAGAGCGCGUCGCAUUCUCUCUCUCUCUCUCCUCAUUUUACAGAGAAAUGGCGAAGUCGAAGAACCACACCGCCCACAACCAGUCUUUCAAGGCUCACAAGAACGGCAUCAAGAAGCCCAGGAAGCACCGCCACACGUCCACCAAAGGGAUGGAUCCCAAGUUUUUGAGGAACCAGAGGUACGCGAGGAAGCACAACAACCAGAAGAACCAGUCGGGCUCUGAGCAGGAGUAAAUGGGACGCCUUGAAAUUAGCAGUUUUGGGGGUUUUUUUACUUAUCUGUUUAGGAUUUACUGUAUUUGAACAUUAUGGGUGUCAUUUACUGUUUUAAUUGUUCGUAGUAGCAUUGUAAUCCGAUGUUACUCUAUUGGGUUUUGUUUU
Morus notabilis is the source of this 426-nucleotide messenger RNA. Its product is annotated as 60S ribosomal protein L29-1. Gene Ontology annotation, molecular function: structural constituent of ribosome. The transcript has 3 exons. The coding region runs from base 94 to 279 and encodes 61 amino acids. The record is from RefSeq and is a predicted model, not a curated record. Gene Ontology annotation, biological process: cytoplasmic translation. Gene Ontology annotation, cellular component: ribosome; cytosolic large ribosomal subunit. NCBI's taxonomy places the organism in Eukaryota, Viridiplantae, Streptophyta, Magnoliopsida, Rosales, Moraceae.